Messenger RNA from Drosophila pseudoobscura, 2371 nucleotides. It is a transcript of the gene hdm, whose product is annotated as meiosis specific with OB domains hold'em. NCBI's taxonomy places the organism in Eukaryota, Metazoa, Arthropoda, Insecta, Diptera, Drosophilidae. The record is from RefSeq and is a predicted model, not a curated record. The coding region runs from base 26 to 1486 and encodes 486 amino acids. Gene Ontology annotation, biological process: resolution of meiotic recombination intermediates. Gene Ontology annotation, molecular function: single-stranded DNA binding; single-stranded DNA 3'-5' DNA exonuclease activity. The transcript is spliced from 3 exons.
GAUCUCAACUCUUCUGAACGAAAAAAUGUCGAAUUCUACGCAAAAGAGAAAAAUCUUGCCACUGGCUGAAAUGCAGCCUACCAUGACUAACUUUUCGACGGUUGUUCUGAUUAUAUCGAAAUCGUCGCCUAACUUGUUCUUGGACAAGCUCAGUGGCAACGAACGUGGCGUCAUCACGCUAACGGUACGCGACUCCAUCAGCCACAUUACCAAUUGCACGUGCUGGGGUCAGAAGUCAUGCGUGGAUGAGUAUGACGCUAUGCUGCACAUUGGCGACGCGGUGGACAUCGUCGGCGCAAAGGUGAUGUCGCUUUCUAUGCCCCACGAGCCUCGCUAUCAGCCCCGAGCUACCCUCUCGUGCGCACUAACGGUCAACGAAGGCUCUGGUCAUAUUGUGCGACACGACACCAACGACACCGCCGUAAAGGCCCUGCAGCAGCUCAUCCACAAGCCGCACAAGCCCCUUGGCUCUGCCCUUAAUCUGGUCGAGGUUUGCAGUGGCAUUGGGCUUCAGGAAAGGCUUAUCAAUGCAUAUGUGGACCUACUCGUGGUUGUUGCCGCGGUUCGUCCGUUGCGCGAGCUGAAGCGCAAGCUUACCCCAAGCCAUGGGAAGGACAACGGACUACUCCAGUGCCUCGAACUGAUCGUGAUCGAUGCCAGCUAUCCAGAUGGCAUGUUGCUAUCCCUGUGGCAAGCGGAGUGGAUACGCCGCGCCCAGUACUGGGAGCCGCGAAGAACCGUCCUGCACUUGAUCGAUGUGCGUAUCUCCUAUUCGGACUACUACCGCUGUCCAGUGCUCAACCACGCCGCCUGUACGCUUAUCUAUGAGAAUCCGCAGGCCGCCGGCGGAGACUGUGAUGCGCUACUCUCGUUUGUCGCCACUGUGCCGCUUAAGAACUUUGAACAGUCAGUCCUAACAGAUUUGCAGGACCUUCCGACAGCCUGCGAAAUCCAAAGCCAGAUGACAACAAAACAGAUUUACUCUCGUGCCGAGGGUGAACUUUGCAAUCCAGCUAACGAUCGUUUUACGGCCGUGCUCUACUGUAUGGUCACCAAGUUCGACAUUGACGGAUUUUCCAUGAACACCAGCAAGAAGUGCACAACAUGUCAACGUCUUAUUCCACGAAAUCAAAACGACUGCACCAGUGAAGCUUGUCAAUUAGUGUUCUCGCUGGAAUCCAAUGAGCCAAGACACUCGAGCUUCAUCAACAUCAAUAUUGAGUUGUCUGAUCAGACGGGGACGUUGAUCGAGAGCCGUCUGAGCGGACACGUGGCCGAGCGUGUGAUGGGCAUCAAAACGGAUGACUUUCAGCGGCUUUCAGAGCGUGAGAGAACCGGACUCAAGUGGCGCUUUCUGCUAAAGUAUUUUGAAGUUAAGCUGCUCAUAAGGAAACCAGCAGGCAUGCGCAAGAAUCUCUCCGCGAUUGUGGUAGACAUGCAGGAAAUAGCGCUGAACAAACUGGUGGAAAAAAUUGCCGUGUUCUAGUACCAAGGAGUAGAGAUUAUCCAGAAUGGGAUUCUCAAUAAAUACCGAGUUUUAUUUCACGUUUCCACAUAAAAUUGUACAACUACAAUACAUACAUAAAUAUACGCAUUCUCGUACGUACGCGUACGCGUGUCUUUACGUUGAAAGAGCAUGGGAGGGGAGGAAUGAAGUGGGAUCUACCCACGAUCUACGGGUUCGGGUCAAGAGGGUUAGUGGGCAAUGACUACAGUUCGACCAUGGUCGGAUCUAUAAGACAGUGUGCAUCUUUUAUGGUAAGCAUUGUUAUCGAAUACCGGCCCCUACGGAUUAAGUAAUAGAAUUAAAGCCAGAUGAAUCAGUUAUUAGAUAGUAGUUGGUAGUUGGUCAGUUAAUACAAAACAAAUAUUUCAAUUUGCUAGCCGACAACUGUCUUAUAGUUUUAAAAUGUACUCCACACGUGGGUUGCUCACGCGUACAAGCUGGGGCUCGGGAAAACAAUGCAUAAUCGAUCAUGGUGAGUGCCUCAUUUAACUAUAAACAACGAUUUGGUACAACGCUUAAUACUGACCUACAUAAAUUGUAUGUACAUAUGUACAGACAGACAUACUAUACACAUAACCAACGAAUAACGCUAGCAAAUCAAAAUCAACAACAGACUGAGACAACAAAUUAAAAUCAAUGGAAUUCGGGGGCUGGAAAUAAGUUGCAAUGCUGAUCUGAUUGAUGGAGUUACUGGGAAACAACUCAUUCCUCAUUCCGCACUCCGCAUUCAGCUACACGCCUGCAUCUAUUUCACCAAGUAGAAAGAGUAGCGAGCAUUCAAGUAAUAUCAUGAAAAUCUUAGCACCUAAUGAGUUGGUAAAAACAUAAAUAUGAAAACGAAAACAAAACUAAAAAUAAUAAAAA